This is a messenger RNA of Monosiga brevicollis MX1, 1167 nucleotides long. RefSeq lists its product as uncharacterized. The coding region runs from base 1 to 1167 and encodes 388 amino acids. Lineage: Eukaryota; Choanoflagellata; Craspedida; Salpingoecidae. The record is from RefSeq and is a predicted model, not a curated record. The transcript is spliced from 12 exons. Gene Ontology annotation, molecular function: nucleic acid binding.
AUGGCUUGCUUGGCUGCCUCAGUCAAUGCCGACGAAUUGGAUGACUCUGAAAGCGAGGCAAAUGCAUUGGCCGAGGACUACCAACGCAAUGCCAGCGAUGUUUCCACGAGUGAAAUGCUUGAAAGCGUGUCAGAACUCAUGCGGGGGGUAGACUUUGCCGCUCCUACCCACGUCUUUCGUGAGCCAACCCCGCCCCCUCGACGUACAAAGUCACCGGCACGUGGACAGCCUCCCCGAAUCAAUUUCAUCUCUGCCAUCACCAGCGAUGAUACACAAAACCCCCCAUCGCGAGAUUUGCGACAUAUCGGAGCCAAGGUGCAGAGCAUUGGGCAAAGCCUCUUGGUGCUAGCCUCCAAAGAUAGCCCUGAAACAUCGCGGCAACUGCCGCCUGUCCUGAUGCAGCAGGUCCUGCAGUAUACAGCUGAGCUUGAGUCUAUGAUUUUUGCGCUGCGGGCCACACUGACGCCAACUGCAGACGCGGGACGCCUGCGUGGACGCUCGAUGCAUCAAGACGCCAUGCGCACCCCCCAGAACGAUGACAGUAUGGGCGAGAGCGGCGAAUCGGGUGGUGAUGCCGAUGAAUCAAGUUGCGAAACGGAUGCGGGCUCGGUGGCACCCAUGGUCAAACCUGAAUGCACCUCAGCCAUGUUUAUCGAUGGCCAAUUGCACCGCAAAAAUGACAACAGUGCUCCGCCCGUGCGCCGAGUCGAGCGCUCAGGCAACCCUGACCACAGCUUUGAACUCGUCUGGCAAGCAUUGAUUGAGACCUUUGGCCUUCGCAGCCACAGUCGUGGUCAAGGAUCGUUGAAAGCCCCAAUAUUGUCCAAAACGGCCGCAACAGGACUGCCACCCGAGGCGGCUUAUGGCAUCUGCCAGCAACAGUGGCGAUCGUGGUCCGCUGGUGGUGGAGCAGCAGCCAUGCAGUCCCUGCUUGGUCGGGCAUCUGCUCCCAAUACCAUGCACGCCGCCUAUGCCUCUGCUGCCCCUCAACCAAGCGCAUCUGCCGAUGCAGAGGCGAGCCUGACCGCAAGCAACCUAGGACACCGAUUGUUAACCGGCAUGGGGUGGACGCCUGGCACCGGGUUGGGCGCUACGCGCAAUGGCAUUGUGGCCCCGAUUCAAGCUGUCCGGCGCCCGCGCCGCCAGGGUUUGGGAAAUUAUGAUUGA